Stegastes partitus (bicolor damselfish) is the source of this 3086-nucleotide messenger RNA. RefSeq names its product leucine rich repeat and Ig domain containing 4b (gene lingo4b). Bases 1 to 1815 code for a protein of 604 amino acids. The transcript has a single exon. Lineage: Eukaryota; Metazoa; Chordata; Actinopteri; Pomacentridae. The record is from RefSeq and is a predicted model, not a curated record. Gene Ontology annotation, molecular function: protein binding.
AUGUUUGUGGAGUCAGUUGUUCGAUGGGGGGCGUUGAGUAUCUUGCUCCAGUUUGGACUCGGCGUAUCUGCAGGAGGCUGUCCUCCACGCUGUCUGUGUCGACCGGAGGCUAAAGAAGUCAUCUGCUCUGGCAAACAUUUAAAUUCAGUGCCAGAGGGCUUUUCCAGUGAUGCCAGACGUUUGGAUUUAUCCUACAAUAAGAUUAAGACUGUGGGACGCCGCCAGUUCUCUGGCCUCCUGCAACUUCAAGAGUUGGACCUCAGUGAUAACAUAAUCUCUAUGAUUGAGGUAGAGGCUUUCCAGGGCCUACAGAGUCUCAGGACACUUCGGAUUAAGAAUAACCGUCUCAAGAUCAUCCCAGUUGGGGUGUUUUCCGGUCUGUCCGGUCUGCGUUUUUUGGAUUUGAGCCAGAAUGAGAUUCUGGUUUUCCUGGACUACACCUUUAAAGAAAUGGUAAACCUGCAAACACUGGAGGCUGGGGAGAAUGACUUGGUCUUCAUUUCCCAGCGGGCUUUCUUUGGUCUGCAGAAUCUGCAGGAGCUCAAUAUAGAUCGCAGCAACCUGACCUCCAUUCCCACUGAGGCAUUGUCCCAGCUCCAGAGUCUGACACGUCUACGCAUGCAACGCCUCACCAUUUCUACCCUGCCCAACAAUGCUUUCAGACGGCUCCACCGUCUGCGCAGCCUCCUGAUCACAAACUGGCCAGCACUGGACACUAUGGCUGGCAACAGCCUAAUUGGUCUCAAUUUGACUUCGCUUGUCAUUAGUAGUUGCAACCUUAGCGCAGUUCCUUACUCAGCACUUCGUCACUUGGUGUAUCUACGCUUCCUAGACCUGUCCUACAACCCCAUCACUGUUAUCCAAGGUAACCUGUUAGGGGACCUACUGAGACUCCAGGAGUUACACCUAGCAGGGGGGAGCCUGCUACGAAUAGAGCCGGGAGCCUUCAGGGGAUUGGCCUACUUUCGUAUGCUCAAUGUGACGUCCAAUCAGCUCACGACUUUGGAGGAGAGCGCCUUCCACUCUGUGGGGAACCUUCAGGUGUUGCGGUUAGAUGGGAAUCCCCUAGCAUGUGACUGUCGACUUCUCUGGGUGGUUCGUCGCAGAUUGCGCUUGAACUUUGAUGGACAUCAACCUACUUGUUCCUCUCCUGAUGCGGUGAGGCAGCGUGAAUUCAGAGACUUCUCAGAGAAGGAACUCCCAAAGCUGUUCACCUGCCGCCCUGCUCGCAUCAUGGACCGCAGGCCGCAGGAGGCAAGAGUAGAGGAGGGCACUACGGUUCUUUUUUCCUGCAAGGCCGAUGGGGAUCCAUCCCCAUCUAUCUCCUGGAUUUCAUCCCAUAAGAAUGUGGUUUCUCCAACAGGAAGGAUCAGAGUUUUACCAAAUGGGACUCUAGAAGUGCGUUUUGCCCAAGUUCAGGACAGCGGCACAUACCAGUGCCUGGCCGGCAAUGCAGCUGGUAACGACAGCCUGACUGUUGGCUUGUAUGUGAAGGGCCUCCCGCGUAACCGAACCAUCCCUUUCUUCACAGAGGAGGGCUGGGUAGAGCCUUCCAAUUCCCAAGCUGCCAACUCCUCAGCUCAAAUGGCCAAGCCAUACCCGUUUGAUGCAAAGACCCUAAUCAUCGCCACCACCAUGGGCUUCCUGUCUUUCCUCAGCUCGGUGGCCAUCUGUUUUGUCUUCAUGUUUUUCUGGAGCCAGAGCAAAGGUCAGAUCAAGCACACAGCAACUAUUGACUUUGUUCCUCGGUCUUCCAUGGGCGGAGGAGGAGGGGACGGAGGCGAUGGUGGCAGGUUUACCAUGAAACUGAUUUAAAGUCAGUGAAAAGGUAAAAGGGGGUCUUCAUAUUGAGCUCCUCUGCACUAUGGACUUCCACUGGGACACAGAGAGACGGAGACCUCUGUUCAAAGGCCCCUUUAGAAGUCAAAUCAGAGCCAGUUUGUUGCACUUGUGCCAGUCCUCUUCUAAUUUUAGAGCCGAAAGUUACAUCUCAGCAACCACUUGGCCGUGUUGUCCAACUAAUGAAUUUCUCAUGAUCCCGGAAUAGAAAGAUGUUAACAGAUUGUGGGCAGAGUUGUCUCUCACGAUCGACUGUGCGUUUGUUCUCGACCACUUGUACUUUUAAUAAGCAAACACUUACCUAACGCAGGUGACUUUUUUUUAAUGUAGCAUGUAAUUAUAAACCUGUUUUAAUUGUCACAGAUUUAACACAUGAAGACAGUUUGAAUUCGACACAGUUAUCACACUUUCAAGACAGACCCGGUGCUUGUUUGAUCAUCCACAUUUGUCUUCACUUGCCAAUACAAGCCAAGUAAACAUUUGCCCUUUGCUGUUUCUGCUUGAAGACUGUCGGUUCCGGACCGGUCGUUGGACUCUUCAAUGUGAAUAUGUGACUAUAAAGCUUUUGACAUGUGCAAUAAAGAUUUGGAAUAGAUUAGCCAAAUAAUUUCUCAACUUAACGGUUAAAAGUUUGGAUAUUUUAGAGCUUUGUAGUAUGUUUUGAGGCACUGGAAAUGUGGUUUUUUUUGUUUUGUUGUGAGUACUACUUACUUUAAACGUAGCAGUGUAAAGGGACUGAUAGUUACCCAUAAUGUACAUAGGAAUGUAUGCUCUCCCAUUUCAUACUUUAAAACAGAUCCGUCUGAUCUUUCUUUUCUUAACUUACUAUACGAUUACUUUACUCUUUGCUGUGUCAGAAGAUGCUAUGAUUUCUCUUUUUUUUUUAUAUUCACACAACACACUGAACAACAUGUGCCUCGGUAAACACUCUCACCAUCGACAGAGAGAAUGCUCACCUGAUCAAUGCUACCUUGUAAAUAUUUAGGUCAAGGGCGUUUGAGUGUGUGUGCUCGGUUUAUUCUAUCAUUUUAUCUAGUUCUGGGGAUUAGUGUCACUCAAACACGGCACUCUUGUUGCGUGUAAACUUAGCUGUGUAGAUGCACUACGCACAAAGCAACGCUUCAUAUCGCCAGGAGAGGAGGAUGUAAAUGAUGCACACGUACACCACUGACUCGUUUGUUAUUUGCAAUCUUGUAAAUGAUUUUUUUUUUUCAUUUUAUGUCAUUAAAUGCCGAUAUGUAAACCUG